AUGGAGCUGGCCUGGAGCUGCUGCUUCUUGCUCGUCUCCUGCGCGCGCGCGCUCCGGCGUCUGCUCCAGCUCCCCGCGCUGCUCUGCUGCGAGGCCAUGGCGUGGGCGGUCACCUUCAUCGCCUUCCCCCUCCGCAUGCUCACCGCCGUCGAGAGGGAGCGCAAGUUGGGGCGGCUGGUUGCGGAGAUGCAGGCGCAGAUGGACGACCUGGCGUGGGAGAACACGACGCUGGAGGACAGGUUGCGGGCGGCGCUCCGCGAGCAGGAGGCCGUGGAGGCGGUUCUUGACGAGAUGGAGGACGAGCACGAGGACGCCCUUGCCAGGAUCAAUGUCCUCGAGACCCAGCUCAAGGCGCUGAGGCAGGAGAACAUGCGGCUCAACGAGCACAAGGGGAAGUCCAAGUGGGACAAGCCCACGGGGCCGGCGGCGGCUCGCCACGGCAAUGGCGGCAGCCGCGCGUCCGAGACUGACAAGAAGCCGGCGAAACGAGGGCGGGGAGAGGAAGACGCGGCGGCGGCGGGGGAGGACGGCGCGAAACGUGCCGACCCGGCGUCGGUGCUGGCGCUGACGACGGAGGCGGCCUCGUCGGUGUCGUCCAGCGCCGCCGCGGACGAGGCCCUGGCGACGGCGGUGGCGCGGCGCCGGAGCCUGUUCAGCCUGGGCAUGUUGCUGGCUGUGGGCGUGGUGGCGUGGUCGGCCGACGCGCCAUGCCUGCCGCUGCUGGCGGGCCUGUUCGCCGUCGUGGGCGUGUCCAUGCGCAGCGUGUCUCGGCUGCGCCGGGCCGGGGACCGCGCCGGCCCCGCGGGCGACGCCGUCGCGCUGCUCGGCCUCAACUGGUUCCUCCUCGGCUUGCUCACCUCGCCCAUGCUGCCGGGCGUCGCUCACGCCAUCGUCCCGCGCGCCGGCCGAGCCCUCGGCCCCGCGCUCACGGGGCUCGCCGCCGCCGCGCCCCUGUGA
This is a messenger RNA of Miscanthus lutarioriparius, 957 nucleotides long. Lineage: Eukaryota; Viridiplantae; Streptophyta; Magnoliopsida; Poales; Poaceae. The record is from the annotation of a GenBank genome assembly.